UGGCGCUAGUAUCCAAUCAGCUGGUAGUGAUGGUAAAUGGUAACGUGUUGAUGUUGAUGUCAUGUUACCUUGAAAGUUUAUUUUGUUUAUGUUUUGUAAUUUUGAUAAAAUGAAAUAACUUGAGUCAUGUUUUCUACUAAAAAACGUUUAAUUGAACGUACUGGUUAUAAUAAUGUAGGUCGAUAUGAUUAUUUAAAAUUACUGGCUACGGAAUUUCAAACUUCAAAUUCAAAAGAGGCUAGAAAACAAGUACUGGCAAAUUUAUCAAAUUUUGCAUACGAUCCAGUUAAUUAUGACUACAUGCGACAAUUAAGAAUAGUUGAUUUAUUUUUACACGCUCUUUCGGAGUCUGAUAAGAUUUUUGUGCAAUUCGCUAUUGGAGGAAUAUGUAAUUUAUGUUUAGAUCCAAUAAAUAAAGAAUACAUAAUACGUAAUCAAGGCGUACAAUUAAUAAAACCACUUCUGUCAUCCGAUGAUGAGCAAUCAACAUUAUCUGCAAUCACAACAUUGAUGUUUCUAGUCACUGAUACAUCUAGAGAGCAAAUAAUCACACCAGAAUUAAUUAAUCAAUUAGUUUUCUUGUCUAAUUCAUCAAAUAACCGGAUUAAAAAUCUAGCAGUUAUUUUUCUGCAAGACCACUGCGGAUUUAAUGAGACAAAAACUUCUGCUAGCACAUCAGCUGAUCAAUAAAUUAAUCAAAAAUGUAUUUUCUAAAAUUAACCAGAAAAGUCAGUAAUUUACCCAGAAAAUUUACUAGAACUUUAAGUGAUUUCGUAGUCGAUAGAAAAUUUGAAACUGGCGAUAAGGUUUCGGUUGUAAGAAAAGUCACCGAG
Messenger RNA from Microplitis mediator, 833 nucleotides. RefSeq names its product armadillo repeat-containing protein 7. The record is from RefSeq and is a predicted model, not a curated record. The transcript has 3 exons. NCBI's taxonomy places the organism in Eukaryota, Metazoa, Arthropoda, Insecta, Hymenoptera, Braconidae. The coding region runs from base 127 to 690 and encodes 187 amino acids.